CAGCAGCAAAAGCAGGUGACGGGUUAUCUCCUGUUCUCGCUGGGCACGGCUGUCAUCGGCUCGCUGCAGUUUGGAUACAACACAGGAGUCAUCAAUGCUCCAGAGGGGAAACUACGAUCUUUCUUCAACGACACCUGGAUGGAGCGUUACGGCGUAGAAAUCCAGCCGGGCGUCUGCACCGUCGUCUGGAGCGUCACCGUCGCCAUCUUCAGCGUGGGCGGCAUGGUGGGCUCGUUCAGCGUCGGCGUCAUGGCCAACAGAUUCGGCAGACGUCGCUCCAUGUUCCUGGUGAACUCUCUGGCAGUGAUCGGCGGCCUCCUCAUGGGCUUCUCCACCAUUUGCUCCUCCUAUGAGAUGGUGAUCGCCGGCCGUCUGGUCAUCGGUCUGUUCUGCGGACUCUUCACCGGCUUGACUCCCAUGUACGUGGGCGAGGUGUCACCCACUCCCCUCAGAGGAGCCUUCGGGACUCUGCACCAGCUCGGUGUGGUGGUGGGAAUCCUCAUCGCUCAGGUGUUUGGUCUGGAGGCUCUGCUGGGCUCAGCCAAACUGUGGCCCCUGCUCUUGGCCCUCACUGUGGCCCCUGCCGUGCUGCAGUGCAUCCUGCUGCCCUUCUGUCCCGAAAGCCCCCGCUUCCUGCUCAUCAACCUCAAACAGGAGGAGCAGGCACGCAAAGCGCUGGUGCGUCUGCGUGGGAGCGAGGAUGUGAGUAAAGACCUGCAGGAGAUGAAGGAGGAGAGCGCUAAGAUGGCCAUGGAGAAGAAGGUGACCAUCCCCGAGCUUUUCCGUUCUGCGGCGUACCGGCAGCCCCUCCUCAUCGCCGUCAUGCUGCAGCUCUCCCAGCAGCUGUCAGGGAUCAACGCUGUGUUCUACUACUCCACAGGGAUCUUCGGCUCAGCUGGUGUGAAACAGCCCAUCUACGCCACGAUCGGAGCCGGCAUCGUUAACACCGUCUUCACCGUUGUUUCUCUGUUUCUGGUGGAGAAGGCGGGACGAAGGUCUCUGCACCUCUUGGGUCUCGGUGGGAUGGCGGUCGCCGCUCUGAUCAUGACCGUCUCCCUCCUGCUGAAGGACAAGGCCUUCAUGAGCUCCUUGGCCAUAUUCGGCGUCAUGCUGUUCGUGGCUAUGUUUGAGUUGGGCCCCCCGGUCCAAUCCCAUGGUUUCAUUGUGGCCGAGCUGUUCUCCCAGGGGCCCCGCCCGGCAGCCAUGGCUGUGGCCGGCUGCUGCAAAUUGACGGCCAACUUCAUAGUUGGAAUCAGCUUCCCAAAACUAGCGGAAGUGUUAGGGCCUUGGGUCUUCCUCAUCUUCCUCGGCUUCCUCAUCCUCUUCUUCAUCUUCACUUUCUUAAAAGUCCCGGAGACCAAGGGCAAGACCUUCGACGAGAUCGCCCGCGAAUUCAGCGGCGCCCAACCUCCCACCUCCGCUUCUAUCGAGGACCCUCCUCCCAGCGCCGCCACGACGGUCCCCGCCUCACCGGUGAAGGAGAAAGUCCCGCUGGUGGAGGCGGCGGCGGCGGCCGCAGCAGCACCGUCUGCAGCAGCUGAGAGCACGCCGCUCGACGAUAAAUCAAAAUCAACAGUACAGGAGAGUGUGUAG
This is a messenger RNA of Scomber scombrus (Atlantic mackerel), 1593 nucleotides long. Its product is annotated as solute carrier family 2, facilitated glucose transporter member 3-like. The record is from RefSeq and is a predicted model, not a curated record. The coding region runs from base 139 to 1593 and encodes 484 amino acids. NCBI's taxonomy places the organism in Eukaryota, Metazoa, Chordata, Actinopteri, Scombriformes, Scombridae. Gene Ontology annotation, biological process: monosaccharide transmembrane transport; response to insulin. Gene Ontology annotation, molecular function: hexose transmembrane transporter activity. The transcript is spliced from 9 exons. Gene Ontology annotation, cellular component: apical plasma membrane; basolateral plasma membrane.